This is a messenger RNA of Arabis nemorensis, 363 nucleotides long. Lineage: Eukaryota; Viridiplantae; Streptophyta; Magnoliopsida; Brassicales; Brassicaceae. The record is from the annotation of a GenBank genome assembly.
AUGUGCGACGUUGAAGGCAACCGCCUCACCUCCGCCGCAAUUCUCGGCCAAGACGGUAGCGUCUGGGCUCAGAGCUCCGGCUUCCCUCAGUUGAAGCCUGAGGAAAUCGAAGGAAUCAACAAAGAUUUUGCUGAACCUGGAACACUUGCCCCAACAGGAUUGUUCCUCGGUGGCAAUAAGUACAUGGUAAUCCAAGGAGAGCCAAAUGCUGUCAUUCGAGGAAAGAAGGGAGCAGGUGGUGUUACCAUCAAGAAGACCAACCAAGCUUUGGUCUUUGGUAUCUAUGAAGAACCAAUGGCUCCUGGACAGUGCAAUAUGGUUGUGGAGAGGCUCGGUGACUACCUGAUCGAGUCGGGUCUCUGA